AUGAACAGUUGCUCUCCCGUCUUAAGUUAAUCCAAAGUGACUACUACAUCUGGAUUCUUAAAAAAUUUAUUAGAUUAUAAAGCUUCUCUAAAUUCAAAUGGAUCGAGCAAAAAAUAAUCAAUUUCUAGUUUUUAAAGAGACAUUUCUCAUCUUGCCGAUUCAUUCAGACAUAAGACCUUGUAAUAACAAAUUAAGGAGAAACAACAAGUAGCAGAAAUGCGAUUAAAUGAAUACAUUCUAAAGUAAAAGGAGAGAAAACACAAUCAAGAGUACAUGAUGCAAAAUCAAAGGUAUCACUAUAAAACAUAAAAUCUCGAAAACACUUUCGAUGACGUGCUUUAAAUUUUAGAGAAAUAUUCAGACUUCAAUUUGAAUUGGGUAGCAUAAGACUUAUAAGAAGUAAGUGGAAAUAGGAAAAAUGUAAUGUUAAAUUUAAAAUAAACAAUAGUGAAUGGUAUAGAAAAGGGGUAUUUUGAGGAUAUUUCAAGUACUCAGAACACCGAAAGGAAAUUAUCCAUAAAGAAAAAAAUAAUUAAGGACAUGAAACACACAAGCACACAUUUCUUUUCGAACGAGCCUACUGGGAGAAAUGAUGCUAUUAAUCUAAAAAAAUGGCUUUAAAAUCAAUUGGAGAAUAUCUCCUAAAAUCCAAGUAUUGAUCACAAAUCUAAAUUACAGUAAGCAAGCGAUGUCCUAUUUUUAUGCUUGAAUGAAUUGAUUAGAUAAGUUUCAUUUUAAUGUACAGAGAGAGGAUAAUUGAUGCUCGCUAUCUUUAAAGGGUAUAUAACAGUAUUUAGAAAAACUAUGAAUAUGUCAGAGUCCGAUAAGCAACAAAUGUAAAUAAUGGGUUACAAAAAUUAAUUGGAACAAUAAGUAGAAUUUGAAUAGCAAUAAGAUGAAAUGAAUGAAAAGAUAUUAAAUCUCAAAUAAGUCAUCCAAAAAUUAGAGAAUCAAUUGUAAACACAAAAGGAAGAUGAACAAAAUUUGAUGAUAAUAGUUUAAAAACUGACAAAGUAGAAUGAACUCGACAAAACUAUGAAAAAGAGUGCUGCUACUUUGAUAUCAAACUUGAAUAGAGAAAUUAAAGAGUUAAGAAACAAAAUAUAGAAGAUCUAAUAUAUGAAAUAAUCUAAUCAUUAAGUUAUAAAAGCUGAAGAAGAAGAAGAUGAAUAAGAUUUGUCAUUGUCUUAAGUAUUAAAGGAAGUUGAUAAAAAAACAUCUGUUGAAUAAAAUCCUGAUAUAGUUGUAAAAGACAUAGUUGAUGAACCACCAAAGAUUACUUUCUCUGUUAAUUGUUAAACUGAAAUUUUUGUUCAUACUUUUGAAACUUAAACUGAUCUAAAUUUGAUAGGACAGUAAUUUGAUAAAAUUAUUAAUCAAUAAGAAUUGGAUUAGCAUUUCAAAGAGUUCCAACUUAAAGAGUAAAUGGGCUACUUUCUCUCAGAUGAUCAAUAGCCAAUGAGCAAUAAUAAUAAGAAUUCUCAAUGUCAACCAUAAAUAUAAUAGUAAAAGGACCAGAGAGCAAGUUUAAUAAGAAUAUUAGAUGGAUUGCCAGGUAGCAUGGAUAAUAUAAAGAAUAUGAAGAAGGAAGAUAUGUUCGAUUUGUUUGUUAAUAACAUGAGAACCUUGAGGGAAUUAUUCGAUAAAGAAGAACCAUAGGAAAAAUAAGUAUAGAGUGAUUCAGAACAGUCAAUGUUUGUAGAGCCUCCAGAAGUAAAUAGUGAUGAAAAGAGAUCAAUAAAUAAGGAUUCUAAAAAUAAUAUUAGGUUGAUUGCUGAAGUUGCAGAAAUGGAUGAAGCAUCUCCCAUGCCAAAUGGAUAAAAAAGGAUAAAUUUUAGUUUAAAGAAAUUAUCAUUUGAAAAAAUUGAACAACAGGCUGUGAAAAAUAAUACCAACUCUUAAAAAUAAAGUCAGAAAUCUAAUAAAAGACAACUAGAAAAGAUGUUUAGUUCAGAUAAGUUGGCACUACCAACUGUAAAAGAAUUUCAACCUAAUGAGCUUACGCAAACAUAAAUGCUUACUAAUUCAAAUACUCAUCUUAAUACAGUCAAUUCAAAUUAGUCCAUCAUUCAGAGUAGUACGAAUCUAUAAGCUAAUACAAUAGCUAAUAAAUUUGGAUUAAGUAAACAAGAGUAGAUCCAAUUGAAAACUUAAGUUGCAAUGUUGAUUAUGUUGUAUAACUUAUAAAUUCAGAAAUAAUAAAACUUAACUCGAUCUAUGAAUGAUUUGGCAGGAUUAUUAAAUUAACUGUUUUCAUUUACUAGAAAAUUGAUGAUACACAUCCUAAGAACUCAAUAAUAGUCUCACAAAUAAAUAGUUGAAUAAUUUCUAGUAGAAUUCGAUUCUUUGCGUAAAAGAAUGCCAAUUGAAUUAGAUGCAGAGAUAUAAGAAGAAGAGUAUCUUAUAACAGAAUUUGAUGAAGAGGAAGAGAAGGAGAAGAAGAAGCAAAUAUUAUUUAAGAAAAAAAAAAAUAGAAUUACAAAAGCUUUGCAAUUUAACUUUUAAUAGAAACAAAAUAAAGUAAAUGUGAUUGACAGAUUGAUGCAUCCAGGAGUAAUAUUGGCAGUUAAAGCUAGAGAAUAAUCAUAUUUGUUUAAGAAAGUAGUAAAUUAUUGGCCUUUAAAAAAUGUAUUGAGAACUAUUACUUAAUUGUAUGAUGAAAAGAUUAGAAGCAGCAAAGACAAUGAAUCAUAAAAGGAUCUCGAAAUGCAAAUCUUUGUUUUUAAUAAUUUUUUAAAUAGAUAUGGAUUUAAGAAUGUUGCUGAAAAGAAAUAUUUGUAAUUCUUACUUUCAGUUAUUCAUUUUUCCUCUAUCUUUAGAGUCAAUGUGUUUGCAAGGAUGAUUGCAAUAUUGUAAGACGAACAUUUAAAUUUUUCAAUUGAAGAAUCAUCUUUCUUUUUAUAAGGGUAUGAUUUCAUGUGUUCCGAAUCAUCCUUGGGAGUCAAUGUUGUUCAAAGUGAAAGUGAGCAAAAGUUUCAUGUUCCCUACUUAAGAGCCUUGGAUUAUAUGAAAGUCUUUUUAGAAAACAAAAUGAUGGAAGAUGAACUUAGAGAUUUGAAGAAUGAUUUAGAAAAUCUAAAGGAGCCAGACCCUAAGAAUUUAAACAAAUAAGGACUGAUUGAUGUUGAUAACUUCCUUGUUAAAGUAAUGAAUAAAUAUAGAAUCAUUACGACCAGAACAAAAGAGUUUGUUAUUCAUGCAUUUUAAGCAGCAGAUUUAGAUGGAAACAAAAAAAUUAAUAAUAAUGAAUUUAUUACUUUAUUUAGACAUAUAGAACAUCAAAAAUUUAAUUUCAAAGAGGCUAUGAAUUUGUUUUAUGAAUAAGCUGAUAUUGUCUAGGGAGAAGAACGAAAUUUAUCAUUUAAUCGGUUUACUUCCCUUUGUGUAAGUCAGUAGAUCUUUACUUUCUAAGCUCUCAAUCAUUUUAUCCAUGUAAAGACAAAUGAUGAUGUAGAGAAGUAAUUUUUAUUGGUGAGGUAGGAAUGGCCAAAUUACAAAACAGAGAUAGAAGGAACUUUAAAAGAAUUAUAACCAUAUGUUACUCCAGAAAUCUUUUAAGAGUGGAAUACUAUUUUGAAAACUCUCGAGUAAAGAAUAAUGAGUCAAGCAACUUAAUAAUCGAGCAUUAAACCCAUCCUAAUAGCUCAUAGAAUAUUGAAGUUAGAAUUACAAAGAUUGUUACAUGUUGGACAUUAAGAAGAUGAUAUUGAUGAAAACGCAAUCAUUUAAUGA
Paramecium tetraurelia is the source of this 3732-nucleotide messenger RNA. RefSeq lists its product as uncharacterized. Gene Ontology annotation, molecular function: calcium ion binding. The transcript is spliced from 2 exons. The record is from RefSeq and is a predicted model, not a curated record. Lineage: Eukaryota; Ciliophora; Oligohymenophorea; Peniculida; Parameciidae.